UGAGGCUGGCAGACUGUGAAGUCCACAAGAGACAGAUGUAGCUUGGUCUGCUGGUUGCCUGCGGUGAGCAAAACUUGCAGCAUAAUUCUCAUUAUUUUGAAGUGUGUCCAGUAGUCAGUACUACUACAAAUAUUAGCAACAACAAAACAUAGGAAUAGUACCAGUAGUAAUAAAAAGACGAUAAUACAGAUGGCGGCAGUAAUGUUAGUAACGCUCUCUGUACUCUUUGUCGUCGUUGAAAAUGAAGUCAUUGAACGAACCUCAACGGGUCACAUUUAUGAGAGAGCGGGAGAUAAUACUACGGCAAAAAUGUGCUACAGGAUUAUCUCCCUUUUCCCUCCCAAUCUACGUAAUCACAUCGAUGACACGUAUACUGACAAAUACUCUUCUGAAGAAAAAAUCAGGUUUGAGAACAAUGUCACACACACUGACCAACCUGCUGCUGUCAACACAUCUGAUGAUCAAGUUGAAGGUUUUCAUUCAGUUCAUUGGGACUUCAAUCUUCAAGAUUGUGACAAGAGCUGGCAAACUUAUAGAGUGAGGGGGAACACAGGCACCAUACAGAUUGUUUAUAGUCCAGUCACUGACUCUCAACUACACUCCACUUUUCUAUCUUGCAACUUCGAGCUGGAAGUUCCUCCGAGAAUGGUGGCUCAUGUUCUUGUGAUUAAAAGGUUGAAAUUGAUAUCACUUCUAGUAUCACGCUAUUCGAUGCGGAAAACAGAUUUAUAUUUAGUAAAGAAGUCAUUUUUUUCCCAAAUGAAUUUAUCACAUACUCGAGUAUCGUCAGGUUUAAGCUGGAUAUCAGUAACCGAUAUGCUCUUUAACCUCUGUCUAAACUUCACGGCAGUCCCAGAAGUUAGUCGGCCAAAACUUGUUAUUCAUUUUAUCUCUACGACUAAAGGCUGCAUAGAAACAUCACAGCUGAGUGAAAAUAUAGAGUGGGUUCCUUUUGUAAACACAUGGACUGACCUGGUGGCACCUGAGGACCACGUUAUUCUUAUUAACAUUCAAGCUCUUUAUAAAAACAAAGAAUGCUUCCUUGAAUCUAAACUAUUUUCAGUAAUUUUUCACACAGAGGUCAACUUUACGGAAUAUAAGAUCUGUGAAUUACUUAAGAACACAUACACUGAACCACUUAUUUACCACGAAGGUGUACGUGUGCAGUACAAAAGUUUCGCCACAUUUGACCGGCCCUUCUUCAGAAUACAGUUCUCGUUCCACCACGUGUCGGCACUACCUGUUCAGCUGUCUGAAGGCAGGUGGAACUGCUCGGCCGUGCGAUGGGAGGACAUGCAGCAUCACUUCCCGUGUAACUUUGUGUCUAACUGUGUGGGCGGCGAAGAUGAAGCUGGAUGCUGGUCAGGUGACGGCACGUGCAGCCCGGGGACAUUGCAGGCUGGCGGCCGAUGCUUUUCACUUUCUCGUACAGAGCAGCAAGUAGUGUCAUGGAAUCUUGCCAAUAACUGGUGUCAGCAGCGAGGAUCACGGCUGCCAAGUCUGACCACAAGACAUGUGUGGGACGCUGUGGUAGACCUGUGUCACAAGAUUGACAAAUUGCAUGUAUUCUACGUCGGCGCCAGGUCAGCUCCUCCUACAAUACCCGCGAUGUAUCAGAACAGCUGGAUUUGGUCUGAUGGUACGAUCGCACAUUUCAUAAAAUUCAAGACAUUUAUGAAAUCCGUUUUAAAACCCAGACACUUGCACUAGAAUAUGGCUAGGUAUUUCCGUCUAUACUGGGAUACAUAGGACGUCAGUCACUUGUUGUCCACGUUUGUGAGGAAACCUCUACUGAGAGCUGUCUUUUAUGUGAGAUUCCGGACACCUUGAGGCCAUAUGAAGAAGCAGAACUGCCAGACAUCCAAACAACAGUAACCUCAUCUCGCCUCGUCAAGGUCGCGUUUUCGUAAUUAACGGCUUUCUUCAUUAACUGGAUUUAUAAAA
Messenger RNA from Pomacea canaliculata, 1944 nucleotides. RefSeq lists its product as uncharacterized. The transcript is spliced from 3 exons. Lineage: Eukaryota; Metazoa; Mollusca; Gastropoda; Architaenioglossa; Ampullariidae. The record is from RefSeq and is a predicted model, not a curated record. The coding region runs from base 190 to 1710 and encodes 506 amino acids.